Molecule: messenger RNA, 1080 nt
Organism: Aspergillus udagawae
Lineage: Eukaryota; Fungi; Ascomycota; Eurotiomycetes; Eurotiales; Aspergillaceae
Exons: 4
Coding region: 1-1080 (359 amino acids)
Source: RefSeq, a predicted model, not a curated record
AUGUUCCAGCUGGAGUUCUUCCAUUACGACUAUUCAACAGCAAACGAGCUCUCUUCGGCAUUGGACGAGAAGAUUGCGCGGGACUCCAUAGCAGCGGCUGGUCAAGACUAUUUGACUAUUACAUCUCUCAGUGCUCGUCAAGCCUUUGCUGCAACCCAGUUGUGCGGCACGCCGCAAAAUCCAUAUCUCUUUAUGAAGGAGAUAUCUUCCAACGGCAAUAUGAAUACUGUGGACGUCAUUUUCCCUGCUCAUCCAGUAUUCCUGUACACCAAUCCAGAGCUGCUCGAGCUUCUUCUGAAGCCCAAUUUUGAAAUCCAGAAAUCCGGGCAAUACCCUAACGCUUAUGCGAUGCAUGACAUUGGAAGCCAUUAUCCCAACGCCACUGGCCACCCUGAAGGCAAUGAUGAACCAAUGCCGCUCGAAGAAUGUGGAAAUAUGAUAAUCAUGGCUCUGGCGUACGCACUCAAGUCAUCCAACUCGGGUUAUCUGAGCGAACACUACGCAUUGUUGGAGCAAUGGACAUCAUAUCUGGUCGACGAAGCUAUCUACCCGGCGAAUCAGAUAUCGACGGACGACUUUGCUGGCCCUUUGGCCAACCAAACCAACCUGGCUUUGAAGGGGAUUAUUGGUAUUGAGGCCAUGGCGACCAUUAGCAAGCUCACCGACCACGCUGACGCAGCUACCAAUCGUUCUGCUAUCGCCCACGAUUAUAUCGAUAGGUGGCAAGUACUGGGUAUUGCUCAUGAGGCGGAUCUUCCACAUACCACGUUGUCUUACGGCUCAAAUGAUUCUCAUGGUCUCCUGUACAACCUUUACACCGACCGUGAGCUGGGCUUGAACCUGGUGCCCCAAUCUGUUUAUGAUAUGCAGAGCAAGUUCUACCCAACAGUGAAGAAUAAGUAUGGAGUGCCGCUGGACACCCGACACCAGUAUACUAAAGGUGAUUGGGAAAUGUUCGCAGCAGCGGUUGCCUCGACGAGUACUAGGGACAUGUUCAUUGAGUUGCUUGCGAAUUGGAUCAAUCAAACACCUACAAACCGCGCUCUUACUGACCUCUAUGAUACUGUUAGCGGGGAGUAA